GUGUUUUUCUCCUACCAGCCUGCUCGCAUAUGCCGUAGAUGUCUUUACAUUUCCAGCCAUAUCAUGAAUACGGAUCCUUGGUGCAGCUGAUGGUAAUUGCAGUUCGCUAAGGAUCGUGAAGGACGUACGUGUAACUUGUGAGUAUUAGGAUGUCGUUUAGCGGUGUCGAGGGAAGUCAUUUCUUCGACGGAUCUAUUUGAAAUAUUGGCAGCUAGUCAAUUUUGCAGUCCCCAAGUAAUAGCGCUUUACUGAGUGGGGAUAUUGUUGGGAUUAUGUUUCCGAAACUCGUCCAUCGGGUUACGCAUUUAUUGUAUGGGUGUAGUUCCGCUGACGGGCUUACGGGCUAAUGCGCGGGAGUGAAAGAAGACCAUAUACCGAAUCGAGAAAUAUAAAAAUAGUACAUAACCUUUUUAUAUGCAUUUAAAAACACAAUCGGCUGUACUUCUACGGCAGGAAGAACAUAUCCUGGCUAAACCUACCGGAUUUUGGGGGUGUCAUCCUGUGAAAGUCACAGAAGAGUUCAAUCAUAUCAUAUACAUUAGGUUAGCACCUCAGUGGUUUAUAGUCCAGGCCAUGUACGCACAGAUUGGGGGUGUCCGCCCCCUCCCGGGAUCACGUUCUAGGCGGUGCUGACCUCAGAUUCUGCCGCCCUGCCUACUGUAAAAAAAAAGGCUCGCAUUUUGCUCUCGGGUGUACUUUUCGACGAAUCGGCUGUACUUUUGCAACGAUCCCGCAGCGGUCGGAUACGCGUACAAUUAGCGGGAGUAUGGAAACGUCAUUGUUGCAAGACGAUACGCUUCAAUACGGACGUUACAAAAUUAAUAUCUGCUUUUGAAAAGCAGAACAGGGUUAUUAGGAGAGUUAAAGCUCCUAGGCCCACCUGUGAUGUAAAAUAGAAAACUGCAUGCCAAGCAAGGAUUUUACAAUGAGAAAUAGGCGUGUUUUGAGUGUAGGUGUCUGGAAUACAGCAUUUAAUAUUGAAAUGUGCACAGAAAUACUGGAAAUUAUUGGCAGAGGGACGAAUGCAUCACAGGAAAAGUGGUGUUUUUAGAUGGGGAGGCUUCACGACAAAAGACACAUUCUGUACAUUAUUUUACGUAUAAUGUUCAUGCAUCACAAAUGGCACGUCAAAUUCAGUUUUACAUAUAUGGAACACGUUAGGAUUGCAACAUCCGUUGUGACUGAAGUUAGGUCGGUCAGGUGAACUCGUAUUCCAUGUGUCAAGAGGGCCCACGUAGACUGUGCAUCCGUCGUGACUGAGGUCGGGCGAAUACGUAUUCCAUGUGUCGAGAGGGCCCACGUAGACUGUGCAUCCGUCGUGACUGAGGUUAGGUUAGGUCAGGUGAAUACGUAUUCCAUGUGUCGAGAGGGCCCACGCAGGCUAUGCAUCCGUCGUGACUGAGGUUAGGCUAGGUCAGGCGAAUACGUAUUCCAUGUGUCGAGAGGGCCCGCUCAGGCUGUGCAUCCGUCGUGACUGAGGUUAGGCUAGGUCAGGCGAAUACGUAUUCCAUGUGUCGAGAGGGCCCGCUCAGGCUGUGCAUCCGUCGUGACUGAGGUUAGGUUAGGUCAGGCGAAUACGUAUUCCAUGUGUCGAGAGGGCCCACACACGCUGUGCAUGCGUCGUGACUGAGGCGAGGCUAGGUUAGGUCAGGUGAAUGCGUAUUCCACGUGUCGAGAGGGCCAACGCAGACUGUGCAUCCGUCGUGACUGAGGUUAGGUUAGGUCAGGAGAGUACGUAUUUCAUGUGUCGAGAGAGCCCGCGUUGACUGUGCAUCGAUCGUGACUGAGGUUGGGUUAGGUCAUGCGGAUACGUAUUCCAUGUGUCAAGAGGGCCCACGUAGACAGUGCAUCCGUCGUGACUGAGGUUAGGUUAGGUCAGAAAAAUACAUAUUGCUUGUGUCAAAAGGGCUCAUGUACACUGUCUCCGUCGUGACUGAGGUUAGGUUAGGUCAGGUGAAUACGUAUGCUGUGUAUCGAGAGGGCUCUAUGUCAGAGUAUUGGGCAUCAAAAUCUGCGACUGUAUGCAAGAUACCGUUCUUUGCGUGUCGGUGAGGAUGCGGCCCAACCUGAACACGUUGAUGUUCGUGGUUUUGGAAUGGAGCACAUGCGAAGUGUCGUCUGCUACACGUGUUUACGUCCUUUGGCGAAAUCGGUGUUUAAUCAUAGUUUCUUCCUAUAAUGUUACGCGUCAUUUGUAAUAGAUUUACGUUUUAAUUACAUAAAAAACGUUGAAAACUGAAAGAAUUGAGUUUUACAUUUUUGAGUUUGUGUCAUACUUUGGCCGUUUUGGUUCCGUGGGAAUGGUGGCGCUGAAGUAGUAGGAUAGGGGUUAGAGAUAGAUCACGAUAAUUAUCCGUUUUGGAAAGAGAUAGAAUUGGAAAAAAUUUCGUAGCAAAAUUCACGAAUUUUGCAAAUGGAUGAUAAUUUUUCGUUUCUAAAAUUGCAUGUAGACACCCGACGGAUAUCUUAUUUCUGUGUAUUUCAUGAUUUUGGUUUUGUUUUUGUGGUUUUCUUGCUAUUUUUUGUCUCUAGAAGCUGCGGGGUUGAUGCUAAAGUUUUUCCGAGUUUUCGAGGUUAGUAUCUCAGUGAGUUAUAGUCGAGGCCAUGUACGCACAGAUAGGGGGUGUCCGCCUCCUCCCCGGGUCACGUUCGAGGCGGUGCUGACCGCAGAUUCUGCCGCCCUGCCUACUGUCAAAAAUUGCGAAUCAUAUUGAAGAAACUCGCGGCAAAAUUUGUAUAAGUUUCACAUGGCAUUCCGCGUCCAUCCUUGUUUCAUCCGUUACUCUCUGUUCUUUCUGUUAAAAUCAUUCGUUCUUUUCUGGUUAUUUCUCCUUGGUGAAGAAGGUCAUAAGCCCGUCUACGAAACUAGAACCAAUUUUAUCCUCGGAAUUGGACUCGUACGUGUUCAAGGCCUUAGGUAGCGCUUUCGCCACUAAGCAUCAAAUUAUCGUCUUCAUUAUAAAAAUUAAAACGAUAUCUAGAUGUGGUGUAUCGCGCAUUCGAAAGACCGAUGAUGAGAUAUUGCUGUAGCCCUGCAUUAUCAUUUGCCAGCCUUGCACCCCCAGCAUAAAUGUGAUACAUGCUUCAGAUCACGUAAGUCUGGACUAUGCAGAGAAAAUUGCACCAACGGAUGGUGGUGUUCAUGGAGCUGCUUGCCGUAGUCAGCCAUGCUCAGGCAGGCAAUGUCACGACUGUCACAUGGGGUAGCGUGCGUCCUAUAGAUACUCACAGGGAACUGUGCCAACAUUUGCCUUAAAGCAUCUCAACCCAGGGAAAACACCCAGAGAGCACAGCCGGCGCCCGGAUUUGAACCGGGGCCACCUCCAGUCCUCGGCCCUGAAUACCAUCAUCGUAACCACUAGGCCACGGGAGCUGAUGAAUCACCCAUAGAUUGAGAAGUUACCCGUCAAAAGGAACUCGUUACAAGUUAAGUUACCAUGUGCAAAAUAUAACUAAGUUAAUAACGAAGUUCGUCAGCCUGAAAUGUAACUUGCAGUUACUGAGUUACUUAAAAAAAAGAACAAGUUACUUCCAAGUUACUUCGGACACAAAAUAGCAUUACGCAGGUGCAGCGCGCGUGAGCAGUUGAGUUAGACCUUCAGUUGCCUGCGGAGGAGUGCAACAAGCUUAGAUCGUUUUCGUUUAUGUCCAACAAUAGACCUCUCCCUGUUUGUAAACAAAUGACGUCAUAGUGUUCGACAGCGCCAGAAAUUUGGUAGAAUUGAACUGCGCUCGAAGCUAGAGGUGAACAAGGUCGCGCCCGAAAGCCACGCUCUUGAUGGGAUUACGAUAUGGUACUUUAAAGGGACGCGACCCUCGGUCCUGCUUUUCUUUCAGAGGGAGGCAGCGAACAAAUGCCCGUUCGUGGAACCCAGCCCUCUCUUUCAGAUUUGUUUCGGUUUCAGUCUGUCUGCCAAUGUCAUGAUGAAUCUUCUGUGGUAGAGGUCUAUUCGAACGCUUUGCAUCUUACUCCCUGUGGGCGCACAAUGGUUCAGCUUCAUUUCAUUGGCAGCGGUUCUUACUUCCUGAAUAAAAUACUGUCAUUGAUUGAACAUCACGUUUCAUAGCAAAAAAUGCCAUGAAGGAACCGGAGAGAAAGCAAGAAAAUAUGUGGACGUGAGUGGAAAGCGAGUUAAAAGUAACUUGGAACUUAACAUAAGUUACUUUGGCAAAGUUACCUGAAAAAGGAACGAGUUCCACUGAAAGUUACCACGGCGCAAAAGUACCGAGUUAAGUUACAAGUUACCAAAAAAGGGAACUUAGUUACAGUAAUGAGUUACUUGUAACGAGUUACCUCGAACUCCGGAAUCACCGUGACAUAUGAUCAGCAGGACAUAGGCUUUUAGCAUUAAGUAUCAAUAAGGCCAGUAGGAAAAGUCGUUGUGUCAUUGGGGAACCGAAGACGUGGGGUCCUCCGAAUUCGCCUAAAACCGAUCAGAGCCGUUUUCGAAAGGGUCAAACAACCUACUCAGAAAAUAGUUCACCUCGAGGAGUGUCUGAUGAACCGAGUCUCGCGUACAAAAAGGCCAAGCGGUAGCACCUCGCCAAAAGGAAAGAGGUGCCUGAGGAGAAUAGGACUGCAUCCCGCGAGGGUAUUUGCAAAUAUGUGGAGCGCGACGAGAUGUCAUUUGGAGCGAUUGGUAUCGGAGUCACUAUAGAGGGACAAGGUGAAGGAGCUGGGGAAACACGCGACUCCGGUUCCUAAUGCUGUUCAAAAGGGUCAUGUCAUAUACUUUGGUAUGGUGUCAUCCCCCCCCCCCCACCCUAAAUGAAAAUCCAGGGAACAUUCCUGCCAUGUGCUGUUUAUCCAUGGAAGUUUUCCAUGGGAGCGAGAAUGCAAGGUAUGAUAAGCCGAACUAGCUGUUGUAAUACGUUAUUUAGUUUCAGCACAGGAUGACAGGUGAACACUUAAACGAAGUGGAGCUGACGUGUAGUGGAGAGGAGUGGUGCACAUUACUUCACAGUAUAUUUUCCAGAUAUGCUUGUUCUCGUCCAUGGUACCAACUUUGACACGCAGUACCUUGAAGGUAAUAUCUUCUGGUAGUAACAUUGUAGCGCAGUGAUUGCUCGUGCACUGCAGCUUGUCAGUAAACGCACUAACACGAUAAGGUAAUAACGGUGCUUGCUUUAGCGUCAGACAUGUGAACGGUGAGCUGUAUUAGAUGUUACGUCACCACGUCUGGUAAGUGCCUCGUCACUAUACAGCAUUCCGGGGUAAGUAAUCAGACAGCGCUUUGCUAUUCUUCCAGGACAGUUUUAGUCUACUGCUUUACUUGUUUUUGUUUCUUUUUUUUUUCUUUCUUUUUUUCAGUCAUGCUGUGCUCUUGCUUCUGCUUCAAAGUCACUUCUGUACAAAAUUUUCCUAAUAAACGAUUCCAAACAAACGUCUCUGACGUAGUUAUCCUAUCACAUUACAUCACUAAUACUUUCACUCGUGGAAACCAUUGCGCGAUAGCUUUUAGUGCUAAACAUCAUUUUCAGAGCCUCUGACUCCAAUUUUCUGUGUGCAUAAUGCUGUGUUGGGCCGCAUACCCACAUGCGGGCAAUGCCUGCGGUAUAACGCGAACCCGGCGCGGUAAACCCUUGCCGCGAGCAUUUAUAUGUCAAAGGGUCCAACGUGGUGGAGGGUACAACGAGCUGGAGGAUCCAACGCUGCAUCCUUCCGCUCGUUGUAUAGUUUGACACGUUGGAUCUUUCAGCACGUUUGGACCCUCCUGCUCGUUGUAUACUCCAACACGAUGGAUCUCUCAGCACGUCUGGAUCCUUUACCUCUUUGGAAACUUCUUCACGCGUCCCCCUAUACUUUGCGGGAAAGAUUAAUACCGCAAUCGCCGCCGGCGAUGAAAUUCCCCGCCCAAUAUCCUGAAAUAGUUGUUUUUGUUAAUACCGCAAUAAACACAUGGCCAAGAAACAUUGCGCGCGUGCGGUUGGGGACUAUAUGCAUCGGUUGUAUGCACAUCACUGCGAACGGAAAGCGCGGAUACGCACGGAGCCGUAAAUCAAAAUGAAUGGUAGCAUUCGUGUGUGUUAUUCAUACCUGGCUGAAUGUCAUUAAAUUACAAGGAAUGUAAUUGAGGAAUGCCAUUGCACAGCCAUUACUGCCAGCCAGCCUAAUGGCCACGAUAUGUUUAUAUUCGUUUUAAUGCAGCUACUUUUAACUGCUCCACCACGUCAUGGUUUUUUGCGCAUUAUGUUCCUGUUGUGUAUAUUAUUUAUUGUGCCCCCCCCCCCCCCCCAAUUAAGGCUCUACUUCUCACUUUACUUUUAUGGAGUUCUCCGUCAGCAGUUAGUCAGAGCUGGAGUAGCAAUACUUCCAGCGAGUUUCCUCGCUGGUCAGUGAAAUGACGAUUCCAUGAUAGCGUGCGCCGCUUAGAACCGAAGCCGUGGCCCGUCGUCAUACUGUCUUUGAUAUCUUGCCGGACAUUCGUGUCACAAUCUGAAAAGCGGACGUCAACGGCCGACAACGCUUCGUCGUAUGCCUGACGGGGCCGCUUUCGACUUCGUCGAAUUUCUGUCCGAAUUUGAUACAAAAACCUGUUGCCCAGAACUUGAGAAGCUGUGGCAUCCUCUUGUGGUGUGCAGCUGUGCGGUGUCCUCGGAUUGUCAGGGUCCGUAACCAACACCCAGUUCUCAACAUAUGAUUUGGGCAACCGGGCAUCGCUCUCUUUCCUCCCUGGCAGAUUUGCUGGCCUUGUAGCAUGCUAUGCACCGAUAGUAGCUGAUUGAAAAGUCUCUCGGAUGCUUUGAUUUGAACGAAAACUCCAGUAUAGAAUUCGUCCAUCUCCUGCAUUGGUACUUAAUGAUGUCGUGGGUCCUAUUGUGGGAGGGCUAAUACGUCGGGGCACUCCAGUUGGAAUUCAUACAGAAACGGUAGAUGCGCACAAGCCGACCACCACAACCAAAUUAAGCAGAAGGGCAGUGGUCGUAAGGUGUUUAGCCGAUGAAUCGUCUUCAAACAAUGAAGUCGACGCGUGUGACCUGCGUAGGUGGCAUGUAAGACAUUCGGGAGGAAAUACUCCAAAGGGCAGAGGGGCCGACAUUGUGAAGAAUUAUUGAACUCUAAAAGGUAUAGGCUCUCGCAUGGCCUGGCACUAACGAUGCCUAUCUCAUGAGGGACGAAACCUCUAAGUAAAUUUUGUUACGUUGUGUCGGAGCUCUCAACUUUACCAUUUAUUAUUGUUGUUCUCUAUCAUUGGAUCCUUCGUCUCGCAUUGUAUCCUUCCUCCCGCUGGAUCCUUGUUCCCGUUGGAUCUUCCGUCCCUGCUUGGACCCAAGUUUAGGUUGAAUACUUGUUCACGGUGUCACGUGACCCGAUUGGAUCCUCCUUCUCGUUGGACCGUUACGAUCGUUGGACCCUCGAGCCACAAGCGGCAGCGAGCUAGACUAGAAGGUCGAGUAUCGCCCCUGGCGAUGGAACUCCCCACUCAUCAUCAUUUAAAUAAAGUUCUUGUUGUUAUUGUCUUGCCGCGGGGUGGGAAAAAGCCGCUAUUCGUUGAUAGCGCAACGCACGAUUUUUAGCGGUAUGCUACACAUUUUGGACCAAUCGGACGCGGUCCAGCGGAGACGGCAUGAAUGCACACGGCAUGCUGAAGGCGAUUCCGCACGUCGCAUCUCUGCCGCAUGUGGGUACGGGCCCUUACGAGACGUUCGCAGGGAGAUAGGACAGAAAUAUCAAAUCACACGAACUCCUAUACAAUGCCCGCUUGUCGGGAUUUAAUUACUUAACUACUGAAAACGUACGUUUUGGGAGUAAUGCACAGGCAAAAAAUAUCCGCUAUAUUAACAAGGGUUCAAGCUUGUUUAAGCAUUGACCGUCAUUUCCGAUGUCAAUAUCUCAGAUUACCUAAUUCUCGUCGAGUAAAUAUUACGUGCGCUCCGUUUGCAAUGGAGUGUGUUACGCACAGCACAAGGUGCCAGAGGUUCUACGCGAUUACCGCAUCUGUUGCCAUGCAAAGGUGUAUAAUCUAUCUGUCUUCUCAGAUACAGGCUACAGGGGCACAAGUAAAAAGUUAACGACUCUGAGUUCCACGAUGCUAUCAGCCAUCACCGGAGUAAACCCGCAUACAGCCAUUACGGACAAGACAAUCAGUGUGCCCUACAGAACGAUACGCCCACGUCCACGGAAUAUUCUGGUGUGCGUGAUCGGAGACCCAAGUCUGACCACCGACACUGUAGUUCCACCCGCGGGCCUGUGUACCUUCUACUUCUACCGUCCAGUGGAGACGCCUACACCGUUUGGCAAAAGCUCCUUUGGCUGGCAAUGGAUUCUGAACCUCGCCAGCAACCAACCUGCUGCCAGCAAGUAUGGAGUUGAUAUCAGUGAAAGGCAUGUCGAUCUUUGGAACACACAUCUCUUGAACCAGGCGGACAGGAAUGUAAUUAGCACAUACAAGUCAUCCGGGGUUGUCAGCUACUCAGUUUUUGACACGAUGCUUGCAUGCGAUCGAACGCAUGAUGCCACAACGGACAUCAUCAAAGUCCUCAAGACCUUGCACGGCAUACCAGGAUCGCGCUCCCCCCAAGCAGGCCAAGAUACCCUCGACGUUAUAAUGAUAGGUGUUUCACCAUUACGUUCUGCUGCAAAGACGUGUGGUCAGAUUUUGAGGGACCACGUUCUUCGGCUCGUCAGAAAACUGAAUCCGUACGCGGUAUUGUUUAGAAGUACAUACAUGGCGCCACCGGAUUGCAUCCAACCAGCCUGCACGCCUAUCUGCAAGCUCCCUGGCAUGUCGAUCUGGAACGGUAGCGAGAUUGAUGACCAGCCGUCUAUGGUGGACGCACUGGAAUUCAAGGGUAGCGUCUUCUUGCCGUCAAGUACGCUACCUAUGCUUUCAUUCAGCCCACGAGGGCGCAUGAUACGGAUGCCAGGAUGCUACCUAUGUGAGUGGAGUGAAGGCCAACGCAACAUACCCAAGUGCACGCAAGCCUACAGCAUGAGAACUGCUACAUAUGUUUGCACAGACGGCUACAGAUACUGUGAGCUUCACACGCAUGGCGUGCAGCGCUCAAAGGACAUCCACGGGGUGCAAGAACUCUCGCGCAGCAUUAAUUUUACUAGGAUACUCGCAUACGAAACCAACGCAACGCUAACGUUUAAGAUGUGCAACGCAGCAAAACAAUUUGGCUUCGACGGAAGCUGGGUUAUCUUCGACAUGGAAUACCUAGAUACGACGAAUGUCUGCAGCGACCAGGUCUUUGCUGACAGCUUCGCCAUCGUGCAUUGGGUUAAGAAACACAUGGAAAGUAACUUCUACACGUGCGAUGGGAUUUGGUCGUCUUCACUCACCGAAUUUCAUGACUCGAUCACUUGUGCAAGGCGUGGAAGAUGAUUGUGGAUAUAUGGAUACAAAUUUGAUAGAAAACGAUGCUGCUUGCUUA
This is a messenger RNA of Ornithodoros turicata, 9378 nucleotides long. RefSeq lists its product as uncharacterized. The record is from RefSeq and is a predicted model, not a curated record. NCBI's taxonomy places the organism in Eukaryota, Metazoa, Arthropoda, Arachnida, Ixodida, Argasidae. The transcript has 8 exons. The coding region runs from base 8031 to 9329 and encodes 432 amino acids.